CCGGAUCUAUGAGAGAUCGACCUGUAGUAUCCACAGUCGUGUCUUUACAUUCAAUCACUCAACGUUCGCCUUGUCCCCCACUCAAGAACCAUGCCUAAAGAGCUUGAUCAGUCUCACAGUGAGCAUGUUCAAGAUGUCACAACCGGAAAGAAAGAAGCAGUGCAGACCCCAGAAGCCAUAGCGACCGCGCUUAACAAUGUAGGAGCUCCGUCCCCAUGGGGCAAAGGCCAUCUCCAGCUGUACAUGGCUUGUGCGAUCAUCUACCUGUGUUCGACCAUGAAUGGCUACGACGGCUCGCUCAUGGGUUCGCUUAAUGUGCUCCCAGAGUAUCAGAAAUACUACGGGCUGGGUGAUACUGGGUCGACCUCGACAGGAUUGGUAUUCUCCAUAUUCCAGAUCGGACAGAUGGCCGGCGCCUUGUUCACUUGGAUAUGCGACUGGAGAGGCCGUAAGAUGACUCUCGGUGUCAGUUCAUUUUUCGUCUGUGCAUCUGCUAUCUUCACUGCAGUAGCCCCGACUUUGUCUUCGUUUAUCGGCGCAAGAUUCCUCCUCAGCUUCUUCUCGACCAUCAACACCGUCGCUGCGCCGAUGCUUCUCGUCGAGAUUGCUCCUCCUCUACACCGAGCAACAGUGGCAGGAAUAUACAACACUUUGUACUAUAUUGGAAGCAUCGUUGCAACAUUCACUAUGUACGGUGCCAACAACCAUUUGAGCGGCAACAUCAAGUGGCGUCUUCCCCUCUGGCUGCAGAUGCUCUGCCCCGGACUCGUCUGCCUAGGUAGCUGGAUGUUGCCCGAGAGUCCGAGAUGGCAGGUGGCUCAGGGAAGAAUGAAAGCAGCUCGCGAAUUCAUUAUCAAGCAUCACGCAAAUGGCGACGCAGAGCACCCAAUUGUUGCCAUUGAAAUGCAAGAGAUCCAGGAUUCACUCGUUGAAGUUCAAGGCCGCUCCCAAUGGGCUUGCUUCGACCUACGAAGCCUUUACAAAUCUCGCGACCGCCGUUAUAGAAUUAUGCUAGUCAUUGCCAUGUCUUGGUUUGGGCAAUUUUCUGGCAACAACGUUUCGAGUUACUAUCUCCCAUUAAUGGUCGAGAAUGUCGGGAUAACCUCUACGAACAUGGUUCUUUUGUUGAAUGCAUUCUAUGCACUCUCGGGAUGGGUGGCUGCUACAAUUGGAGCUCGUCUCCACGAUGUUGUUGGAAGACGCAAGAUGCUGAUGGGCUCGUGUCUGAGUAUGUCUAUUGCGCUUGCUAUUGUUGCCGCCACGGCAGCCGAGUAUGAGCGCUCUGGCAGCACACCUUCAAGCUCAGCAAGCAUUGCGUUUAUCUUUAUUUUUGGGGUUGUCUUUGCAGUCGGAUUCACUCCAAUGCAGCCCAUUUAUCCAGCAGAGGUUUUAGCUAAUGACAUGCGAGCCAAUGGCAUGAUGAUAUUUCAGAUAACCUCCGGCUGCGCAGGGUUUGUCAACACUUUCGCAGCUCCAGUUGCUAUGAAGAACAUUCGGUACUGGUUCUACGUGUUUUUUGUGUUUUGGGAUCUGUUUGAGUUCGCCUUUAUCUACUUUUUCUUUGUCGAGACCAAGGGGCGGAGCUUGGAGGAACUGGGCGCUGUUUUUGCAGCUAAGAAUCCACGCAAAGCGAGUACCCGGCGGAUCUCAGAGCCUCACUGUUAAGUAAUGCACAAUGAUUGGUUAUCCUAGAGAUUGAAUCAUGAGCCUAAUAGCUAUAGUAUUAACGUAUCUAACAUACCUGCCAUUAACUGCAAUUGUGUAGGAACAUUAGUACAUGAGUGGAUGAAAAUUAGCGAUGAGGCUUCUGUGGGCAAGGAAGCGAAUAGCGGAUCUAGUAUAAUGUAUUAAAUGGUAGCUCUCACUACUACUAAUGAGCUCAAUACUCUGGUUCCUAUAGUGAACCUUAUGAUUUAAUAGAUAAAUGCAGGUAUUGUAGAUUAUUAUCUUUAUAGUUCUGGCUAUUAGAAUACAACGAGCUAUGCUUACUCUUA
Molecule: messenger RNA, 1994 nt
Organism: Fusarium odoratissimum NRRL 54006
Lineage: Eukaryota; Fungi; Ascomycota; Sordariomycetes; Hypocreales; Nectriaceae
Exons: 5
Coding region: 91-1665 (524 amino acids)
Biological process (GO): carbohydrate transport; transmembrane transport
Cellular component (GO): membrane
Molecular function (GO): carbohydrate:proton symporter activity
Source: RefSeq, a predicted model, not a curated record